AUGUCAAAAGAGGGAUUUUCUAUAUUUUUGUUCUUAGAGCAGGUUCCUAUGUGUGUUCUGGGCCAGCUAUAUGACAGAUCUACUCCAAAUAUACAUAGAGAUAGACCCCUCACCUCAAUCAAGGUCCAGUCUUACAGCAAAAAAUUUUACAGGCACUUCAGGGGGUCAAAUAAAGAUGGGAAUCUAUUCAUAUACACUCAUAAACAUGUUCCAAAUAUAAUAGAACACUUCCCCACCAAAGGUGCAAAUGUGCGACACAAACAAGAACAAAUCAACAAACGACUGCAGCUGCAAGUAGUCAAAGGCAGCGCUGCAGUUAUAUCAAGGCCACUAUAUCAAUUGUGGUUAAUAACUGGCACGCUAUCAAACUUUUUUGAUAGUGCACCUGAGCUGGCACACCUUAAAGGGACUGGCACCUGUAAUGUUGGGCCCUGGGGGUUAGUUUUUGGCUAUCAAUGUCCCCAGGGACUGGUGCCUUCAACUUUGUGUUCUGGAGGUAACUUUUUGGCUAUCCAUGUCCCCAAGGACUGGUGCCUUCAUAUUUGGCUCAUUGUGCAAGGCUAG
Messenger RNA from Suillus fuscotomentosus, 564 nucleotides. RefSeq lists its product as uncharacterized. Bases 1 to 564 code for a protein of 187 amino acids. The record is from RefSeq and is a predicted model, not a curated record. NCBI's taxonomy places the organism in Eukaryota, Fungi, Basidiomycota, Agaricomycetes, Boletales, Suillaceae. The transcript is spliced from 9 exons.